CCUGCACGCCCGUCAAACUCUGGUGCCUGCACUGCGCGACAAGGAAGCUCGGAAAUCCUUGGUCGAUGGUCUCGCCCUGAUAAAAGAGAUCCGCGCCCAGUCUAUCAGAAGGAAAAAUCCCCCCGCCCCAUAUCGAAAACGAAAUUUGUGAUGCUGUAUUUGAGUACACAAAUCAGAUUUGUCUUGCAGUAGAGGACUGCAGGCAUAUGUCAAGCCUCGGUCGAGAGGUUUUGACGUAGGCGCCUAGCAUGACAAACGUGUAUGCUCUAAGCCCAACAGCAUCACAAACCGCCUGCAAAAUGCAGGGGGCUCUCUGGACUUGCCUUCUUGCAAGACAAACAAGAUUUGAGGUCACAAAUGUGCAUCACAAAUUUUCAGACGGAUGCGAUUUCACUAUGGGGAGGGGAGAUUUUUCUUUACGAUACAGUCGCCGCCGGGACGAAGGAAGAACAGACAGCAGAGAGAGGGUCCGCGUCGAAACACGUUCUCCUUCUUUCGACGAUCGUGGCGUAAGUGGUCUCUUUCUGCGGUACCAAGAUGAAAAAUCCCCCAACAUCCCCAUUUUCCAAUGGAAAUCUGUGAAGAUGCACGAUUUAUUCCGUACACAAAUCAGCUUUGUCUUGUAGCAGUGGCAGUACACGACCUUUUCACGGGGGCGGGGGAAUUUUUCUGUGCAAUAUGCGGCACAAAAGAAGACGAAAAUUGGCUCACCGAGUUUCCAUACUCGCGGUCAUUUCGAUGAAAGUAGUCAAACCCACAGCAGUGACAGUGCGGUGGGCACACCUCAUUCGCGGUCAAACGAAUCUGAAGUCUCUAAUACCACGUCGGAGGACGAAGCAACGGGGAGCGCAGUGCAGGGUGGCGCCGCAGGGCCAGGCGGUGUGUCGAAUGCAG
Messenger RNA from Amoebophrya sp. A120, 894 nucleotides. The record is from the annotation of a GenBank genome assembly. Lineage: Eukaryota; Dinophyceae; Syndiniales; Amoebophryaceae.